AUGAUAAGGCUUCGCAAUCGAAAUAGCUGUUUUGCCUUUAGGAAAUUAUACGGUAGUUCUUACACUUUCAUAAGAACAGCAAUAAUACCUACUAGAGGUACCGCUAAUAGACGAAAACGAAAAAUCAAGAAUGUUUCGUUGUAUGAUUUGAGCUUAGAGGGCAUUCCUGAAUCAGACUCGAAAGCAUUGCAAUUCAAGCUCAAACAACUGCAGGAACUUACAAGAAAUUUGAGAGAGCAGAUUAAGAAGAGUGAUAGUCGCACUAAGAAUGGCGCUGCCAACGUACCCAAUGGUGCAGGUAAGGGAGUUGAUGGCGAGGAUUCAAAGGCAAUUUUCAACCAGUUGAUAUCUUCUCGUACAGCGCCUUCAUUGCCGAGUCAAAAUGGCAAUCUGUCAAGCAUAAUCAUGGCCACUGAGCCACGUACAUCGAAGAAAUUAAUUCCACGAGCUUUAAGGGAAAGAAUCAAUGAUGACCGUUUUGUGAUGGCUUGUCUAAUCGAUAGAUCGCACCGAGACUGGAACGGAAUCGUUAAUAAGUUGCACAGUUCCGAGCUGAAGCUGAAAGAUAUCCCGAUGACAGAGCUGAAAACAUGGUUACUGCCGAGAGCAAAUCGGCUUACAUAUGAAAACAUCGAGAAACUAGAUCAAAUGCUUCUUGAGAGGGUGGACGCAGACAUAACCAAGUAUAGGAUUCCCAUGUAUGAAUGCCUUUUUCAUAACCUGGCCGGCCUGAGGCCAGCGCAAUAUGGCGAUCUCGUUACGGAGAAGAUGAGAAGGCUCUUAGAAAGAUAUGACGCUUCAAGGGAAAUGGCUUCGAAUGUUCCUGAAAAAUAUCAGAUGUCCCAAUUCAUUCUGAACGCAUGCAUAAGUUACUCAAGCAAGUUAUUGAGCUUCGAAGAUAUGAACUUCUUUCUAGCCAAGUUCAAAAACGACUAUGGUAUAACCCCAAACAAGGAGAAUUAUACUGCGAUCAUCCAAUUUUACACUAAGAAGGGCCUGAAGAAACAAGCAUGGGAUGCCUUUGAUACAAUGAAAUUUUUAUCCAAAGCUCAUGAACCGGACGUUGUCACAUACAAUUCUGUGCUUCAUCUGUGUAACGUUGACCGGGACUACGCCCGGGCUAUCGACCUUUACCAGGAGAUGAUAGAUAGAAAUCUGGAACCGACAGCGCAGACUCUCAGCAUUUUGGCCAAGACGUUGGCCAGGGCCAGCGCUGAUCCAGUUACGAGCGAAAACAAGGCUGAAUCUCUUAGAUUGAUGGGAUGGAAGUAUAUUCAUGAGAUUGACGAUAAAUACCGUACUAACCAUAAAGAAAUGCCGUUCUACUAUACCUUGGAAGCUAUGAUGGCAUUGGCAGCAUAUGACGGCGACCUUGGACUCGCCAGAGCAUUAUACUACAAAUACACAACUCAGAAGUACAAACAAUUGAAGACAAAGGCGCUUGGAAGAUUAGGUGAGAGAAAAGCAUGGCAGUAUGCACUAGACCCUCAGCUUUUCAAUUACCUACUUCUUGCAUAUUCCAAAUAUGACAGUGGUUCAUUACCGCUAUUGAUGGGAUACGAAAAGGGAAUGAAGCUUAGGAGGAACGUAAUGAAUAGUGUCGAUUAUUAUGGUAGGCAGGAUGGACAUAACGAGAUCGGUGCCCGGCUGCCUAUGCUUCCGAUCAUGGAAAUGACUGAAUCUUGGCAAAUUUUGUCAGAAUCUCGAGCUCUAUGGCAGUUUAAUCUGGAAUAUGGCGGAGUGUAUAAUCUGCGGGAAGAGCCUAGUAACUUAUCUGAAGAAGCAUUGAAAGACUUGAGUUCAACGGCAAAAAGCUUGGAGGAGUUCAGGAUUGGUUUGAUACAAAUGAUUGCAAGAUGGAAGACAGACACUGUGAAUUAUUCCGCGUUUAAUCCUAUCUCUCUAAAUUCAUUCCUCACAAUACCCAUUAAGAGGAAGGACAAGAAAGAGUUCUUGCUAAGAUUAAACAAUUUCUGUUUUCAGCAACAUGAAUUUGACUCCGUGGUUAAGCAGAUAUAUGAUAGUGGCCUGGCAAUACAGGCUACUGACCAGGCUUCUAAGGAUGAAACCGAGACCCGUGCCGCAUUGCAUGAAAGUAACUUAAGUCAUGCAUUAUCUUACAUCGCAUCCAUGAGGCACAAAUUAUCGACUAAUUGUGCAACAUACGAGUUGAUGUUAAAAGCAGCAAUCGCAUUUGGCGAUGUCGAGAUAGGUACCAAAGCAUGGAAGGAUCGAGGUAAGUUUAGGAAAACCACGGCUUUCAGCAGCCUGAGUAAGGAGGAGAAAACCAGGCGUGACAGUGACUUUGCAGCACUGAUGGUAAGCUUUUUUGCCAAGCAAGGCAUGUUCGCGGACGCUCUUGGGAUUGUCAUGACCUCACAGCGGUACAUCAAUUGGACAUUCAGUAUGGUCAAAGCUCUUUACACUGGGUUAUUGGAUAUUGAAGAUAUGAGAAGUGCCGAAAUACUAUUGGAGAUUGUUAACAAGAAAUCACCAAUCGCCAAAAUAGAAGAGCAGAUAAUGGAACUCGAAUUUUAG
Molecule: messenger RNA, 2538 nt
Organism: Torulaspora globosa
Lineage: Eukaryota; Fungi; Ascomycota; Saccharomycetes; Saccharomycetales; Saccharomycetaceae
Gene: CCM1
Product: Ccm1p
Exons: 1
Coding region: 1-2538 (845 amino acids)
Molecular function (GO): protein binding
Source: RefSeq, a predicted model, not a curated record